AUGUCCAUUCUUAUUACUGGAGCGGCAGGUUUCAUCGGUCAAGAGCUGACUACAGCGCUCCUCAAGUCUGCCCCUUCUUCCACCCGCCUUACGAUAACUGAUGUCACGACUCCCAUUAUACCAGUUUCUGCCCAGGAGCAUGCAUCGCAGGUCAAGUCGGUCAAGGCUGAUCUCACCUCCCGUUCUGCUGUCGACGGGCUCAUUUCGAAAUCUGCAGCAUACGAUGUCGUCUACCUUGUCCAUGGAAUUAUGUCAAGUGCAUCUGAAGCUGAUUUCGACCUGGGAAUGUCAGUAAACUUCUUCGCAACGCAUUAUAUCUUGGACCGGCUUCGUCACACCAUGCCAGGCGUUAAAGUUGUUUUCACAUCCACAUUAGCUGUUCAUGGCCCCACGGCUGCAGGCUUUAUCAUCAACGAGCGCAACCUACCGCAAAUCCCGACAUCAUCGUACGGUACGCAAAAAAUGGUAGUUGAGUUGCUAAUCAAUGAUUACUCCCGGCGGGGUUUUAUCGACGGGCGAUCUGUCCGACUGCCUACUGUUACCGUUCGAGCGGGAAAACCAACCCAGGCAGCUAGUAGCUUUGCGAGCGGAAUCAUUCGCGAACCAUUAAAUGGGAAGAGAAGUAUUUUACCUGUCAAACGCGAUACGGAACUAUGGAUCUGUUCCCCAUACACCGUUGUGGAGAAUCUGAUUCUCGCAAAGGAUAUCCCCAAGGAAGCCUUUGGUGAUUCCCGAUCCGUCAAUCUCCCGGGUGUAAAGGUAACAGUGCAGGAAAUGCUGGAUGUUUUGGAAGAGCUUGCCGGAAAGGAGCGAAGAGAACUGGUGGAGGAAAAUUACGAUCCGGCAAUUGAUAGAAUAGUGUCAGGGUGGUCACCUAAUUUUGAUACUUCGUGGGCAAAGUCACUAGGAUUCAAGGAGGAUAUGCCUUUUAUACACAAUGUGAAGAGGUAUAUAAGAGAUACUUCCUAA
This is a messenger RNA of Coccidioides posadasii C735 delta SOWgp, 969 nucleotides long. RefSeq lists its product as uncharacterized. The record is from RefSeq and is a predicted model, not a curated record. Lineage: Eukaryota; Fungi; Ascomycota; Eurotiomycetes; Onygenales; Onygenaceae.